This is a messenger RNA of Zasmidium cellare ATCC 36951, 960 nucleotides long. RefSeq lists its product as uncharacterized. Lineage: Eukaryota; Fungi; Ascomycota; Dothideomycetes; Mycosphaerellales; Mycosphaerellaceae. The record is from RefSeq and is a predicted model, not a curated record. The transcript has 3 exons. The coding region runs from base 1 to 960 and encodes 319 amino acids.
AUGUCCAACAGUUCACUUCCUCGAUGCGAAAUCGCCCCAGAGACAGCUCGAUCAGACGCGGGCGUGGCAGGAGCUGGAAUCCUCCUCGCCUUCAUCAUCACAGCCGGCCUCGCCCUCCUCCUAUCCUCCUUCAUCGUCUUCAGCGAAAUCCGCGGCAGAACCUCCCGCAACAUCUCCCGCAAGAUCCUCUCGGGGCUCUCCGACCAGCAAUUAGUCGAAGGCAUAGGUAUACAAGUUGUCGGGCUGGCCAAGGUCAACAGCAUGGUUCCCUACCACUUCUUCAUCAUCUGGAUGCUCUCACUCCUCUCCACUGCCACCAACUUCGCCGCGCUUAUGGCGCUUGUGCAGGACUUCAAGAGGGAUUGGGUCCUGAGGUGGCUGAGGCAGUUUGCUAUGUUUGUCAAUAUGGUAUUGACGAUCGUGUUUGGGAUAUUCGUGCUGGAGACGAACAUUCAGAGUCUGGCGCCCACACUGCCGAUGGUCUGUGUGUGGAGAGAGCAUGCCAAGAGCAGUGACGGGCAGGGAAACAAGACGUUGAGUGUCAUCGGAACGAUUGCGGUCAUUGCGGCGAGUGCGAUCAUCUUUGCGCUGGGGACGUGGUAUCUCCAUAUGAAGAGGCAGUACUGGGGCAAGAUCGUAAGAUGCGUGAGCUUGCUCGUGCUCAUGGCUAUGGCGAUAGGCGCUGCGGUGAGAGUCAUCAUCAUCUCGCAGGCGUUUGGAACUCCGUCGGUGAAUUUAUCAGACAUGGGAGAGAAGGAGUGGAGUUUUGGGCAGCUGCUCACAAUGCUGCUUCUCCUGCUGCCGUUCGUUUCGGCGCUGGAAAUCUUCAGAGGUCAAAUGCAUGUCCCUGAAUCGAGUCCACACGACGACUCAGACCAAAUACCUCUUACCUCGAGCGACGGGGCGGACCUCAAGCCUGACAAUCGCUAUACCUAUCAGUCGAAUCCGUUCUUUCGAUAA